AUGGCGGAGGAGCUGGCGCCAUUGGACGAGACGCUAUCCCCCACAGACGACGGAUUUCAUGCGCAUGCGUUAGGCGGCUCGGUUUUCAGCGGCUCGGACGCGGAAGCGCCGGAGUUGGGAUCGUUAAAUGUGUCACGGGGACGAGCCGCGGAGCGAUCGUCGCGGGGAGGCGGCGCGGGAGGAGCGAAGCGGUUCGGACGGGGCGGGAUGGUGAUGGCAGUGAUCAUGCGCUUAUUGGCCAUAAACAAGCGGAUUUUAAUCCCCGUGGCGCUCGCGUCGCUCGCUUCGAUGCUGAUGGGAUACGACAUAGGCGUGACUAGCGGUGCAGUGCUGAUUGUGCAGCGAACCUACCACCUCAGCAUUGCGGAUAAGGAGCUUUUCAUCGGUUCCUUCAGCUUCGCUGCAGCCAUCUCAGCCCUCCUCUCCGGCCCUCUCGCUGACUCCUUCGGCCGCCGCCCCCUCCUCCUCCUCUCCUCCCUCCUCUCCUCCAUCGGCUUCCUCACCAUGGCCCUUUCUCACACCUUCCCCACCCUCCUCUUCACCCGCAUCCUCACCGGUUUCGGGGUUGGCAUCGGGUUGACUGUCGGCCCUCUCUAUUGUGUCGAGCUGGCCCCAGCCGAUUCCCGCGGCUCUCUCUCUGCUCUCAGCGAGCUUCUCUCUUCCCUCGGGCUGCUCCUCGGGUAUUUAAUCUCCUUUCUCCUCUCGCCGUCCCCUAAGGAGCUGGUGCAUCCGAAUGAGGCGGUGAAGCAGAUGCUCAUGCUGGCCGUGGGGGCAGCGUUCUACCAGCAGGCCACAGGCGUUCCCACAAUGCUCUACUACACCCCCGAGCUCUUUGCAACGAUGGGCCUCACCUCCUCUGCUGCUAUCCUCUCUGCCAGCCUCGCGGUGGCCCUCGCUCGCACGCUCGCUUCCCUUGUGCCCUUGUCUAUUCUGGACGAGAUUGGAAGACGGACACUGCUGCUCAUCAGCACAGCAGGCAUGACCAUCGCCCUGCUAGCUCAAGCUAUAGUCCUCCACACAAUGAACCUCGGCGGAGAGUUUGACAUCUCUUCAGAAAACCCCUCCUCCUCGUCCCCGCUCACUCCUCUCGUCUCCCGCCCAUUCCAAUCCAACGCUGCUGCUCUCUCCGUGAUUGCCGCAGCCAAUCUAACCGUGUUCUUCGCGAUAGGCCUCUCGCCCAUCUCCACUCUCCUCCCUCCGGAGAUUUUCCCACUUCGGUUACGGGCCCAAGGGACCGGCCUUGCUGUGGCAGUCAGCAGGCUGGUUGCUGCGGCUCUUUCCUCAUCUUUUCUGAGCCUUGUUGAUGCGACCAGCCCGGGGUUUCCGUUCUUUGUGUUUGCGGUGCUGUCAGCAGCUGCGGUUCCGUUUCUGCAUUCGUGUAUGAGGGAGACGAGAGGGGUGAAGCUUGAAGGGGCUUCGGCGCUAUUUGAGCCGAGUUUGGGGGGCGGAGUGGGGAGAGGAGGGGGGGUGUGGGGGGGAGGAGGGGUGGGAGGGGCAGCAGGGGCGGGAGAGGAGGGUGCUGUGAUGGAUGGGCAUGGGAGAGCGAUUGGUAGGAGGGCUAGGAAUGUGGGAGGAGGAGAUAGGGCUUCGACCAGUUGA
Closterium sp. Naga37s-1 is the source of this 1599-nucleotide messenger RNA. NCBI's taxonomy places the organism in Eukaryota, Viridiplantae, Streptophyta, Zygnematophyceae, Desmidiales, Closteriaceae. The record is from the annotation of a GenBank genome assembly.